Molecule: messenger RNA, 528 nt
Organism: Acanthosepion pharaonis
Lineage: Eukaryota; Metazoa; Mollusca; Cephalopoda; Sepiida; Sepiidae
Source: the annotation of a GenBank genome assembly
AUGUAUGUGCGUUAUAAGCAACAGCGGCAAACAUCACUGUGUCACAUUUUUGGCCAGGAAACAUAUCAUUUGCACAAAUCGAAGCCCCAGGCACAGACAACUUUUGUACUAAAUUACAUUCACAAUUCUAUUUGUGCAUCUAUCUAUCUAUCUAUCUAUCUAUCUAUCUAUCUAUCUAUCUAUCUAUCUAUCUAUCUAUCUAUCUAUCUAUCUGUAUUGUCCAUAGCAGACUUUAUUCUGUUUUUCUGUCUUUCUCUCUGUCAGAUUUUCUCUUUCUCAUAUUCUAUCAUUAUAAAUCAAUGGCCUGACCUUCUCAAAUACAUUGAAGGUCUUCCGUCUCUAUCUCCCUCUUCUCUCUCUCUCUAUCUCCCAUUAGAAAUCUUAUUUUUCUCUUUCUCAUUCCCUAUCAGCUUUCUUUUCCCCUUUUUUCUCUCUUUGCCCUUUUCUUUUUUUUUUUUUUUUUGCUUUUUCUCUCUCUCUCAAGUUAUUUUAUUUUCCUUUGUCGCCAUCAGAAAAAGCAUUAUCUGA